Messenger RNA from Diaporthe citri, 339 nucleotides. RefSeq lists its product as uncharacterized. The transcript has 2 exons. Bases 1 to 339 code for a protein of 112 amino acids. The record is from RefSeq and is a predicted model, not a curated record. Lineage: Eukaryota; Fungi; Ascomycota; Sordariomycetes; Diaporthales; Diaporthaceae.
AUGAAGCUCUCCACGGUUCUCACAAGUGCUCUGGCCGCCCUGGCCACCGCAAGCCCUGCCAUCACCAAGCACGAGGCGUCCGCACGGUCACCAAGCCUCCUCGACAUCAUCCUCCACAAGCUCAACCUCCCCAGCAUCCCUCCAAAGGACUUCGACGAGCUCAAGCAAUGCAUGAGUGUCCACAGAGGCUUUCACGCCGACUACAGCAAGGCGCAGGACGGCGUGUUCUCCAUCACCAACGUAGACCCCACCUGCUGCGAGAAGGCGAAGGCAAUUUGGAGCGAGGUUCCUCCUGACAAUCGAUGCGGAGAGGCUGUCUUCAAUGAGCCUUGGGGCUAG